Molecule: messenger RNA, 1218 nt
Organism: Drosophila virilis
Lineage: Eukaryota; Metazoa; Arthropoda; Insecta; Diptera; Drosophilidae
Source: RefSeq, a predicted model, not a curated record
AGCAGCCGCCACGUUGCAUAAACAGAAACUCUGGAGAUGUCACUGAUGUUGCAUUUGCUGUUGUUGCUGCUGCUGCUUGGUAAGUUUUGGGCGCACGAUUUGCAUAUGAGUAUUCAAUGGAGCUGCUUUCGUUCCGGCUACACAGGUGAGGUGCCAGCAUUUGGACGCAAGGUGAAACGAAAGGAUGCCCAUUACCAUUUGAAUGUGCCACCACCGCCGCCCCCGUUGCCACAAAAAACUGCAGCAUCCGCUCAAACGGUUGUUAUUGAUCAUGAGGUGCCGCCGUACACAUUCGAAGCCAUCAACCACGAUGAGUUUGAGCCGCCACAACAUCCUCAGCUGAGCGCACAUUAUGAGAAUUCCGAUUAUAUUUCGCACAGCAGUCACAGCAGUGGCAGCAGCAGCAGCAGUGGUAGCGGAGGUUACCUGGUGGACAAUGGCCUGCGCAGCAUUGCCAAGGGCUCAGCGGAUCAGGCCAGCUCGGCUGUGGCCAGUCAGAAUGCAGCUGGCAAACAGGCCUCUUAUGUGGCCAAGAGCACACUGGCCCAGGCAGCCGCUCAAGCAGCGGGCACAGCUGUUGCUGUACUGAAGGGCCGGGAAGUGCUGCUACGUCGCCUGGAGGAGCAGAUUGUUGAAGCGCACAAGGCCGUGGAGUCUGAGUUAACCCAACUGCAGCAGGCCAAACGCUCCGCCAAGACGGCACAGUAUGCCGCCCAGCAGGCGAUCAACCAUGUAAGCGUCCUGACUGCAGCGCUCAACAAUGCACAGUCCGCCUCAGAGCUGGCCCAGAAGGCGGCCGCUGAGGCAGCCGCCGAGCUGUCAUCACAAAUCGAUAUGGUCGCUCAGGCCAAGAGCAAACUGGAGCAGACCGAAUCGCAGGCCUAUGCGGCGCGUCUGGACUACGAGGAAACACGCGAGGCGGCUGAGAAGGCAACACUCUCCGCUCAGGAGGCGCAUCUAAAUGCCAACGAUGCGGCGCUGCACGCCAACGUUGAGCUCAGCGAAGCGGUUCACAUUCACGACAAGAGCGACCGCAAUCUGGAGGCGGAGUCGGCGCCGUCUACACGCAAACGCAAGCGGUCGUAGGCCAGGCCCCCACCAGGCCGCCUAACUGUCUCUUGGCCACGGUCAGCGGUCGGCAUUUAACUUAAGUUUAACUCAAAUAACAUAUUUAUUUUUUUUGUCUGGCGUUUGGACAGUUACUUAAUAAAUUCAGAU